Molecule: messenger RNA, 2450 nt
Organism: Dalotia coriaria
Lineage: Eukaryota; Metazoa; Arthropoda; Insecta; Coleoptera; Staphylinidae
Gene: mEFG1
Product: mitochondrial translation elongation factor G 1
Exons: 3
Coding region: 85-2334 (749 amino acids)
Biological process (GO): mitochondrial translational elongation
Cellular component (GO): mitochondrion
Molecular function (GO): GTPase activity; translation elongation factor activity; GTP binding
Source: RefSeq, a predicted model, not a curated record
AUAAGAAUGUCAUGUGCACUUUUGUAUCUAACCUCAAGGAAUUACACAAUAAAUUUAAGAUUCACCGACUAAGAAGCCGACAAAAUGACGAUAAUUAAUUUAUUGAAGCAUCCACGAACAACAGCAAUAGCUAACGGUGUUAAAAAUGCCCUUAACCACAAAUCAAUGUCCAACUACACAAAAUAUGCUGAACACAAACAACUGGAAAAAAUACGAAAUAUAGGAAUAUCUGCACAUAUAGACUCCGGCAAGACAACUCUAACGGAACGAAUAUUAUUCUACACCGGACGUAUUGCCGAAAUGCACGAAGUGAAAGGUAAAGACAAUGUAGGUGCAACUAUGGAUUCCAUGGAACUUGAGCGUCAACGCGGUAUCACAAUCCAAUCAGCAGCAACAUACACACUCUGGAAAGAUCACAACAUCAACAUCAUAGACACACCAGGUCAUGUGGACUUCACAGUUGAAGUUGAAAGAUCACUCAGAGUACUUGAUGGAGCAAUUCUGGUACUGUGUGCAGUUGGAGGCGUUCAAAGCCAAAGUUUGACUGUAAACCGUCAAAUGAAACGCUACAAUGUGCCUUGUCUAGCAUUCAUUAACAAACUAGACAGGAUGGGUGCGAAUCCAUCGCGGGUUUUAUCACAGAUGCGUUCAAAACUCAAUCAUCACGCAGCAUUCAUACAGUUACCGAUUGGUUUAGAAGGCGAAACCAAGGGUGUCAUUGAUUUAAUUGAACAAAAGGCGAUUUACAACGAGGGACCAUUCGGUGAGACAUUACGUUAUGACGAAAUUCCGAAGGAAAUGCGUGCUGAAUGCUCUGACAAACGACAUGAACUCAUCGAACAUUUAUCAAACGUCGAUGAAAAACUUGGUGAACUAUUUCUUGAAGAGAAAGCCAUGACUGACGCGGAUAUAAAAGCAGCCAUAAGAAGAACUUGUUUAAAACGCACUUUCACGCCUGUUUUAGUAGGUACUGCAUUGAAAAACAGAGGAGUACAACCUUUAUUAGAUGCUGUCUUGGAUUAUCUACCUCAACCUGGUGAAGUAGAUAAUUUUGCUUUGAAAGAACGCCAAGGAGAAGAUCCAAUUAAAGUCAAACUUGUUCCAACUAGAAGUGACGAGAAUGAAUUUGUUGCAUUGGCAUUCAAAUUGGAAGCGGGUAGGUUUGGUCAACUUACGUAUAUGAGGUGUUAUCAGGGAAUGUUGAAAAAGGGUGAGAAUAUUUUCAAUGCUCGUACUGGGAAAAAGAUUCGAAUUGCACGUUUGGUCAGAUUACACUCGAAUAAUAUGGAGGAUGUAAACGAAGUAUUCGCAGGGGAUAUUUUUGCGUUAUUUGGGGUGGACUGCGCUAGUGGCGACACCUUCCUUGCUGAUUUAAAACAAGAUAUAAGUUUGGAAAGUAUAUACGUUCCGGAUCCAGUUGUCUCAAUGGCGAUUAAUCCAGCAAACUCGAAAGAUAGAGAUAACUUCUCUAAAGCUAUUGCUAGAUUCACUAAGGAAGAUCCAACAUUUCACUUCUUCUUUGAUAGUGAUAAUAAAGAAACCAUUGUUUCUGGCAUGGGUGAAUUGCAUUUGGAAAUUUACGCGCAGAGAAUGGAAAAAGAAUACAAUUGUCCUGUAGUUUUGGGUAAGCCGAAAGUGGCGUUCAGGGAGACGCUCGUUGCGCCCUGUGAGUUUGAUUAUUUGCAUAAAAAGCAAUCGGGUGGUCAAGGACAGUAUGCGAGGGUGACGGGUGUUAUUGAACCUCUGCCGGCUCAUCGUAAUACUAUUCUGGACUUUGUCGACGAGACCGUGGGCACUAAUGUGCCGAAACAGUACAUUCCGGGUGUAAAGAGAGGAUAUAUGGCCAUGGCGGAGAAGGGUCUGCUUACAGGCAACAAGUUGUCUGGGUUAAUCUUCAGGUUGCAGGAUGGUGCGCAUCAUAUUGUUGAUUCCAGCGAAUUAGCGUUCUUCCUUGCUGCGCAGGGAGCAAUUAAAGAAGUCUUUGAAAAUGGGUCCUGGCAAGUCUUGGAACCAGUCAUGGCCGUUGAGGUGACAGCUCCCGAUGAGUUUCAAGGAUCAAUCAUUGCCCAAAUCAACAAACGUCAUGGUAUCGUCACUGGUAGUGAAGGUACAGAAGGAUGGUGUACAAUUCAUGCAGAGGUACCCUUAAACGACAUGUUUGGUUACGCUGGUGAAUUGAGAUCUAGCACUCAAGGCAAAGGUGAAUUCUCAAUGGAAUACAGCAGAUACUCACCGUGUGCUAAUGAUUUACAAGAUAAACUAGUCGAGGAGUACCAGCGAAGCAUGGGUUUACUUCCGGAUAAAGAGAAAGCCAAAAAGAAGGGGAAGAAUUGAUGAGGUAAUCUAAUUAGUUUAAUUAAUUGGAAUUAUUUAAAUGUCUAAAGAAACAAUUGGGGAAAUGUUUUUUAUACUUCAAUUUGUUUGUCUGUAAUAUAUACUUUUAUUAUGUA